AUUGAUCCUUCGAUACAUCAUGAUGAGGGUCACAAUCAUCUUGCUCGCAUGCGCUAUCACAGUGACAGGAGCUGUAGAUACAUUUAACAUGAUAUGCAAGGCAUCAGGGGUCUCCGUUGGCAAUGUAAGCACGAAGAGCCCGCUGUCGUUUUGCAUCGAGUACCAAGACCCACGAUGUUGCAUGCCAGUACACGAAGCCCAGAUCAUAACUUACUAUACAGCGCUCAUGGAUACAGGCGUCUCGUGCAAGCACGACGUCACCAACACUGGCCACGUCCCUCUAAAGAAAGUAUUUUGCUCCCCGUGCUCUCCACUCGCGCCGCUUUACCUCUCGCCUCCCACGAACAAGACAUUCUUCACGUCUGCGACAACGUUCAAAAUCUGUCGCUCGCUGGCCGCCCAAGUAUCUCCUGAGCUGUUUGACCACUGUGGUUUCGCAUACGUUGAUCGAGUCCAGUUCUGUACACCCAAGCAAGCCAUUGCGCCUGGAGCAUUUUUCAAGGCCUGCGGAGAUGGUGAUCAUGUGUGCUACCGCCAGAACGAGACCCAGUGGUACUGCCACCCGUCGACGUGUGGUUCGGACGUGCCUGUGGGUUUCGCGGACGUCCCUUGCUUUAAGGACACAUGCAGCAGCGUGUUCAAGAUGUUGAACGACAAUCGAGGGGCUAAACCUCCGUUUCACGAAGAUAUGGCCAUGGAAAUUGUUGAUGACGAGUAUGGCAAGUACUGCCUGGGCAUGUCAAGUCAAGCGACCGACGAAUUGUAACCGGUUUAUGUGUUAACGGAACUCGUCUUUGAGUAGUACUAGUAGGUAGUAAGUAGUUAACGUUAAUACCAUCUUCACC
This is a messenger RNA of Aphanomyces astaci, 845 nucleotides long. RefSeq lists its product as hypothetical. Bases 20 to 766 code for a protein of 248 amino acids. The record is from RefSeq and is a predicted model, not a curated record. Lineage: Eukaryota; Oomycota; Saprolegniomycetes; Saprolegniales; Verrucalvaceae. The transcript is spliced from 5 exons.